Messenger RNA from Puntigrus tetrazona (Sumatra barb), 1347 nucleotides. RefSeq names its product four and a half LIM domains 1a (gene fhl1a). Bases 133 to 1026 code for a protein of 297 amino acids. The transcript is spliced from 6 exons. The record is from RefSeq and is a predicted model, not a curated record. Gene Ontology annotation, biological process: muscle organ development. Gene Ontology annotation, molecular function: transmembrane transporter binding. NCBI's taxonomy places the organism in Eukaryota, Metazoa, Chordata, Actinopteri, Cypriniformes, Cyprinidae.
AGCUGGGGUCGUAUAUAUGACAAAUAACUCAAAGACAAGAGCGGAGUUCCCCGGUAACUCUUUGGCUGUUUGGUGCUUUCCAUCCAUCUCUUUGGUUUCCUCAAGGAUUUCCUGUAUUUCCUGAAAGCAGAUAUGACUUUCUACAAGCACUCAGGCCCUCGCAGCUACCUGAGCUCCACCAUGACCGAGCGUUUCGACUGCUUCUACUGCAGAGAUAACCUGCAGGGCAAGAAGUACGUCAAGAAAGACGACAAGCCCGUGUGCGUGCGCUGCUUCGACAAGCUCUGCGCCAACACCUGCGCCGAGUGUCGCAAACCCAUCGGAGCUGACGCAAAGGAGCUGACCCACAAAAACCGCCACUGGCACGAGGGCUGCUUCCGCUGUGCCAAGUGCUACAAGCCGCUGGCCAAUGAGUCUUUUGCCGCCAAGGACGACGGGAAGAUCAUGUGUGGGAAGUGUGGAGACCGGGACGGGUCGCCUCGCUGCCAGGGCUGCUACAAAGUGAUUACGCCAGGCUCCAAGAACGUGGAGUACAAGCAUAAAGUCUGGCACGAAGAGUGUUUCACCUGCUUUGAGUGCAAGCAGCCAAUCCGCUCCCAGAGCUUCCUGACCAAGGGCGAUGAUAUGUACUGCACUGCCUGCCACGAGAAGAAGUUUGCCAAGAUCUGUGUCCGCUGCAAAGAGGCCAUUAGCAGUGGUGGAAUCACCUAUCAGGACCAGCCCUGGCACUCUGAAUGCUUUGUGUGUAACACGUGCAAGAAACCUCUGGCCGGAGCUCGCUUCACGGCCCAUGAAGAUCAGUUCUACUGUGUGAACUGCUAUAAGGCUGACGUGGCCAAGAAGUGCUCUGGAUGUCAAAAUCCCAUUACAGGAUUCGGCAGAGGGACCAACGUGGUAAACUACGAGGACAAAACCUGGCACGAAUACUGCUUUAAUUGCAAAAAAUGCUCCCUCUCCAUGGCCCACAAGCGCUUUGUCAUUAACGGAAAUGACAUCUACUGCCCUGACUGCGCCAAAAAGCUGUGAGGGCCUGAUACAGCUGAUUCAUGAGUUAACAUAGAAAUCAAGAAAUGUGUUGAAAUCUCGCAAUGCUUUGAGCGCUCAAGUUAAGAGAAACCAGUGAGGGUGUUUGCAUGAAUAAAUCACUGAGAUCACCUUCUUAGAGCAAAUAAAAAGCGCUUUUCUUAUGCAAAACAUAACUGCAAAUAUAAAUGCAAUCGCUGCAUUUACAAACCUAACAAUGCUUUUAAGCUUCAGUUGUUGCAAAGUUACGAUGAAACAGUGUGAUGUUAAAGUAGGAUACAACAUGCAAUAUUUUAAUAAACUCGUAUUGCUUUGUGGGAAAAA